This is a messenger RNA of Quercus robur (English oak), 1538 nucleotides long. Its product is annotated as protein ECERIFERUM 2. Gene Ontology annotation, molecular function: acyltransferase activity, transferring groups other than amino-acyl groups. The transcript has 2 exons. Lineage: Eukaryota; Viridiplantae; Streptophyta; Magnoliopsida; Fagales; Fagaceae. Bases 74 to 1363 code for a protein of 429 amino acids. The record is from RefSeq and is a predicted model, not a curated record.
UACCAGAUAUAAUUUUUGCAUUAUUAGACCCUCGUCCUAACUCCAAAAGACAUCCUAAAAAAAAACCAGGGACAUGGGAAUGGUUUCUAACAUUAGGUUAUCGACUGUGGUGCCAGCCACCAUAAGUGAUGAGAACAAUGUUCAUGAGCUCACAAACAUGGACUUGGUCAUGAAGCUCCAUUACAUUCAUGGGGUUUAUUUCUUUACAAGUGAGGCAGUCCAAGGGCUCUCAAUACAGGACUUUAAGAAACCCAUGUUCCCAUGGCUUGACCUUUAUUUCACAGCAUCAGGGAGGGUUAGGAGAUCAGAAACAGGCAGGCCUUUCAUCAAGUGCAACGACAGUGGUGUGAGAAUUGUUGAGGCAAAGAGUGACAAAACCAUUGAUGAAGCUUUAGCCAUGGAGGAUCAUUCAUUUCAUCAUGGUCUUGCUUAUCAUCAAGCUCUUGGUCCUGAUCUUGGUUUCUCACCUCUCGUCUUUAUACAGUUCACUUGGUUCAAAUGUGGAGGAAUGUGUAUGGGACUCAGCUGGGCCCAUGUUCUUGGAGAUGCAUUCUCAGCCGCUAAUUUCAUCAAUGUGUUGGGCCAGUUCAUCUCUGGUAACGAGCCACCAAAAUGUCUCCACGUGGCAAAUCCAGGUAAGUCCGAACUCCCACCUUCAACUCGCAAGAAAGCAACUUCUAUCAGAAGUGUCGACCCACAAGGAGAUUUCUGGAAAACUACUACUAAUUGUAAAUUGGAAACAUACUAUUUCCAAGUCCAUGAAAAACAACUUCACCAUAUGGUAACAAAAAUUUGUGCAAGAGAGUACCAAGCAGCCAAAGUAUCACAUUUCGAUGUUAUCUCUGCUGUAAUAUGGAAAUAUUUAUGUGACAUUAGGGAAGAGACAGGUCCAAGUACUGUCACAAUUUGUUCAAACCAAAAACCCAAUUGGAAAAAUGAAUUUCCAAGUAAUGGCAUGGUUAUAAGCAUAGUUGAAGCAGAUUUAUCUGGGGUCAAAGAUGAUUUGUGGCAGGUGGUAAAGCUAAUAGCUGAGAAGAGAGUGGGUGAGAAUAGUUUGAUUGAAGAAAUGGUAGAGAAUGAAAAUGGAGAAAUUGAUUGCAUAGUAUAUGGUGCAAACUUGACACUGUUAAAUUUGGAAGAGGCUAAGCUUUAUGGCUUGGAAAUAAAUGGACAUAGACCCAUUUUUGCAAACUAUGUAAUAAAUGGGGUUGGUGAUGAAGGGGCAGUUUUGGUGCUUCCAGGGCCUAUAAAUUGCGAAGGGGAUGGUGAUUGUGGAAAUGGACUCGUGGUGACUGUGGUUCUGCCUGAAAAUCAAAUUUCUCUGCUCAAAUGUAAGCUUGAAAGGGAUUGGAAUAUCAUUUGAAAUAUAAACGCAAGAAAAUAAAGAUACACAUGGUUAGAAGUUUGAGAAACUGGAUUCUAUGGAUGACUGUAAGCAAAGAACCUAAUAGGUGUGCUGCAAUUUUUUAUUUAUUUAUUGUUAGAUAACGUGUUGUGCUUCUAUUUGAUUUUUGAAAUAACAACUAUAUUGUUCUUGA